Messenger RNA from Pelagomonas calceolata, 2892 nucleotides. NCBI's taxonomy places the organism in Eukaryota, Pelagophyceae, Pelagomonadales, Pelagomonadaceae. The record is from the annotation of a GenBank genome assembly.
UGAAGCUGAUGAGGCGGCGCUGCGAGCACAGAUGCAUUGAAUUGUAGCGCAGAUAGCUGCAUCUGAGCCGUCUCUCGCGCCUUGGCCAGCGCCCGCACUGAUGCGCUUCCUGUCGAUGGCUUUGCUGUGCAUGGCUGCCAGGUGCACCAAUGCGUUGCGCGGCGCAGCGGUGCGCAACUUGCGCGGUGUGACGCGCGCGCACGGAGGUAGACUGACCGCAGCACUGCAGAAAAACAGGGCGAGCCUCGCAGCACUACAGCACAGAUGGACAACACAUCUCGCAGCCACGGGCGACGCGGCCGUCGACGCGAUCGAUACUGAUGCCGCUAUACAGACUGUAAAUGACGCGCAGUGGGCACCUAUCUUACAGGAAAUAAGAGGCAAGGCGGGCGGCCCCGGCGCCGUCGCGGCACUGAGACGAGCCGUAGACAAGUACGGGGAAGCGCCCGACGCGGCCUACGCGAGCUGCUUCCCCUUUGAGCUAGAUGAGUAUCAAAUCGAGGCGUUACGACAUUUGAGGAAUGACAGUAACGUGAUCGUGUCAGCGCCUACAGGCAGCGGGAAGACCGUCGCUGGUGAAUUGGCCAUCGCGUAUGCCUUGGCCCAGGACAAACGAGUCCUGUAUACGACUCCCUUGAAAGCGCUGUCGAACCAGAAGUUCGAGGACUUUUGUAGGUUCUUCGGGAGUGAGAACGUGGGAUUAUCUACCGGAGACUCCGGCGUGCGCCGGGACGCUCCUGUUGUCGUGAUGACGACGGAGAUCUAUCGAAAUAUGUUGUAUGAGGACGCGCCUACACCCUUCGCCGUCGUCUUUGAUGAAUUUCACUACAUGAACGAUCCCUCAAGAGGCACGGUCUGGGAGGAGUCCGUGAUUUCUUCUUCGGUCGAGACGAAGCUCGUCGCGUUAUCUGCUACUGUCAGUAAUGAUGAACAAUUGAAGGGCUGGAUGCGGAAGGUCCACGGGCCGACGGAGGUCGUUUCUUCGUCAUUUAGACCGGUGCCGUUGCGAUAUGAAUUUGCGUGCGGGGUGCUGCGGGACGUCGUGCCGUUGUUUCGCGCCGCGGACGUCGGUCCCGGGAGUCCUCGAGAGGCCGACGACGUGAAGAACGGCGGCGCGCGCCAGCGCGCCAAGAAAAGAUUAAGGUUGAACCCGCUGCUCGAACAAGUGAUGGACCGGAGCGAGGCCCCCCGGCGGCGGGGCCGCGGUAAGAAGUCCAACGACCGCGCGCGCGACCGUACACCUACAGCGAUGCGCUGCGCCGACGUGGCCCGCGACCUCCAGCGACGGGACUUGCUACCAGCAAUAUUCUUCGUAUUUUCGAGGAGGGGCUGCGAGGAGGAGGCGAAGAGGGUGGGGAGUUCACUACAACUACUCACACGAGACGAAGAGGUGGAGGCGCGUCAAAUCAUACAAAAUUGGGCGCUGGACAACGAGGCCGUCGCUUCACUAGACUCGGAGAACGAGCGCAUUCAAUUGCUCACGAGAGGUGUCGCGGCCCACCACGCCGGCCUCCUGCCGCAGUACAAGACGCUCGUAGAGGACCUCUUCAAGAAAGGAUUAGUAAAAGCAUGCUUCGCGACCGAGACGCUCGCGGCGGGAGUUAAUUUGCCUGCCAGGACGACUAUAAUAACAUCAUUAAGGAAGCGCGGCGACGACGGUAUCAAACCACUCACGACGGCGGGCCUGCUGCAGAUGGCCGGGCGCGCGGGUAGGAGGGGCAAAGAUAAAGCCGGCACGGUCCUGGUCAUGCGCGGCCACCGCGGCGGUUCAAAUGAUGCCGAUCUAGCGCGGCGCAUCUUGCUGGCGAAGGUGGCUCCUAUUUCAUCACACUUCGCGCCGUCCUACGGCAUGGCCUGUGCGUUACUGAGGAGGCACUCUGGAAGUUUGGAGCGGUGUCAGAGGUUGGUGGAGCGAUCGUUUGGAAGCUAUCUGGCGAAACGAGGCGUCACGAAGGAGAGCGACGUCGAUACGUACCUGAAAUUGGUGAAUGAGGCCCAGGUACGGGCCGAUGUUUAUGAGAAGCUCUUCGACGAUCCCGCAACAUCUGUAGACGUGUUGGCACGGGAGAAGGCUUCACUGCGAGAGGCGCAGCGGGACUUACUUGCGUCGCCCAUCGCCCAGCUCCCGCAAGAGCAACAGCGCCAGGUUUUAGAAACGCGGAGAGAACGCAAAGAAAGUAGAGAGUCGCCCGACUGGCGCAGCUUCGUGGCCAUCACUGGUGUACUAAAACAGUUCGACGCGAUCGAUGGAGACAACACCGUGACGCAGCUGGGCGCGCUCGUCGCCUCAAUAAAGGGCGACAACGAGCUGUUAUUGGCUCUUGCUCUGUUAGAUGAGGCGACGCUGGAAGUGGCAACCCAAGGAUCGCCCGACGAGUUCGCGGCGCUGUGUUCGGCCUUCGUGUCGGAGGUCGGAAGUAGACCAGGGGCCUUCGUGGACUACGGGCCGACGCCGCGCGUGCGGUCCGCUGUGGAUGAGCUCUGGCGUUGUGUACUGCAGCCGCUCGCCGAGGCCCAGAGCGACGCUGGUUUAGGCCCGGAAGACGGCCUGCAUCUACGCUUGGACGAUAGCGCGGCGGGGUUGGUCGAGGCCUGGGCCUCUGGAGCGGUUUCGUGGGAGCAGCUGUCGGAGUCGACAUCUUUAGAUCAUGGUGAUUUGAUAAGAUUAUUGAGACGGACGCUGGACGUGCUGCGGACGACGGCGGGCCUCGACGCUUCUAUAUUACCGGAGGCGUUCGCGCCUAUUCGCGACGUCGCGCGGCGCGCGGCCGUCGCGAUCGACCGGCCGCCGGUCCACGACACGACGUACGACGCGAUCUUCGUGCCGGACGAUGAGUAUCUCUCGGAGGACGACGACGACGACGAGAGCGAUUAAUGUGUGUUCAUAACGCG